AUGGCGGACCCGGCGUGGGGUGCAGCCUCCUCCUCCUCCUCCUCGUUCUCGUCCUCCUCGUUCUCGUCCUCCUCGUCCUCCUUGCGACCGCUGGACGAACCCACAGCCCAACCGCUGUACCCGCUCCGCUCCAAUGAGCCGCUUUCCCAGCUACUCCAGCGCCAUCAACCGCUGCUGUGCCAGGACCAACCGCAGCCGCAACAGCAGCAAAGUGCGUCUCUGUACCAGCCGCUGCCUGCUGAGCCGCUGCACGUGAUGCCGCCGUUUGGACCGGCAGUUUUUUGGGCUUCAACUGACCUCUCUCGGUAUGGAGGACAUCCGUCGAGUGACAUGUCCCACGUGACGUCGUCUAGGUGCACCCGACGUGAAGAGAUACCGCCGAGAUCAAUGGACACGAACGCGCGCUCUUUGGUGGAUAACAGCGAGUGGGUCUUACAGCAGGAGAACAGGCUCCACGUCCAAUCGGAGCAGCAGGUGCAGCGGUCGAUGCAGGAACAGACUUGGAGACAAGCGGAUGGACCACCAGUACAGCCGUCGUGGUACUCUUUGGGAGCUGAUGGGUUCAAUGCUAUUCAAUCGUCCGGCAGUGAUGCACGCUGUUGCGACGGAGUUUCGUGGCGUGUUCAGGCUGGUGGACGUGAGCACACUGCGCUGCACCGCGAUGCGUGGAACUCUGCACCGUUUUGCAAUCGCCGAGACGGAAGCAGUGGACAAUCGAUGAGUGGGACAGGAACUGCGCUCACUGUCGCGCACUUGUGUAUGUUGCAAUUUGGAGCAAGUGUACAAGGACAAGAGGCUGUGGAUACAGUAGACGGAAUACGUGUGCAACAACAGAUUGCGCAGGCAAUGCAAGCGUCCAUGCAUCAUCAAAAUUGUCGCCUGUGUGCUAUGAGUAUCGCGCUUUAUCAAUGGGCACGAAGCAGUCCAAUGUUGUCCGCUGGCGUUGAGACGGACAGAGUAGACAGUUUGCGGUUGCAGGAAACCGAGCCGUUGAUCCAGCAGAAGUCCCCGCAAAGAGAAUCGUGUUACCGAUCUGAUAGCUGUCAACCCAGUUGUAGCGAAGAAAAUAGUACGUCGACGCAAGCAGGCAGGUCAAGCCACGAUGAUACUUUCUUGAACAGCGACGCGAGGCAUUUUUCCACGAACACAGCACCUGCUGCUGCUGACAUACCUGCUGGCUCAGAUGCCACACGUGUCGCAGCCCUUGUGAAUACAACCACCUGUACCACGAGUCCGGCUCAUGAUGUUUCUGUUGCCUCUGAUGCCACACACGACAACACGCUAGUGAAUGCAACCACGUGUACCACAAGCCCGGCCCCUGAUGUUUGUGCUAGUCCUGAUGCUACUCAAGCUAAAGCUCGUGCGAAUACGAGCGCAUGCAUCACGAUCCCGACUGAAGAUCGAAUAGAGAAGGAGGUAGAUCUGGAGACACAGGGACCAAAUGAUGCACAGUCGAGAUCACCUAUUCGGCCCUCUCGAGCUGCUGUAGUCCCUGGGGUAUCGCUGGCAUCACACGCAGCGCGUCUUCUGACUAUGCAAGAUAUACUGAAUGGUGAGGAUGGUUCUAGCAAGGCGAGUGCUCCAAGACUUCAACUUCUAGAUGGCAAGCAAAAGCGGGUGUCGUACAAGCGCAAGAUGCCAACGACAAGCACCCCGACAAAACGGCAAAAAACGUCUGACCGACAGAGUGAAGAUGACUUCCAGCAACCACCCGCAAAUAAGCCUACAGGGGCUCUCCUGCAGCCCCGGGGCGUGUCAGCCUCGGCAAUCGCACAGACUGUCAAGCCAUGUACUCCCAUGUAUUUAGCUUUUAUGGAGUCCCGAGCUGCUCGAGCAUCGAAACAGGUCACUGGCACAAAGCCUUCCGUCGCAGGUAUCUCAAGUCUGCGUUCACAAUUGAAUCUACCCGUUCGUGGUGUAAAGUCGUCGGCAAACAGUGCGAAGCGAAGAAGCGGGCGGCCAAAUUUUGUCAAUACGGAGACAGUAAAUGUGGAGACUGGCAUGUGGAAGCCUUUGAAGACGUCGGAGUCAGAUCAGCGGACUAAGAGACUACGUCUUGAUACAACGAGGUCAGAAGAGGCUUUGUAUCGUAGGCAAGUCUCCGACAUGCGUGUGAGUGUCUCUGACACCAGCCGAAGAUCUGAGGAGCAGUGUACGAUUAUUAAAGCUGAACCACGUGAGAACGGUGUGCUUGACGGAUCGAUUGAUGAAGUUUACAGGCAACGUCAGUGGCGACAGUCGCCUCCCGAAUAUUUGGUGCAUGAUUCGAAUGUGGUAAGCAGCAUUCGGUCCUCGAUCAAGACGGAAAUGAUCGGAACUGGGAAGGAUAUCUUAGUGACGAAGAGGAGAAGAGCUAGGUUGCCUUGUGCAAGACCAGCACGACCUGCACUUAUUGGUCGGCAACAGCAAGCGCAGAGAAGGCUACCGUCGAAUGAAGAACGUCAUUCGACAUGUGAAUCAAGUCUAGCGUAUGCAAUCGGUUCAGUCGCGGUGUCGCAUGGACCUGCUGUGAAUCGAACGGUGGUGAUAUUUUGCAAGCGCGAUUUCAUGCGCUACCAGGCAGCUAAGAUUUGGCGGAAGUAUCAAGAACAGCUAACGAAACAAGAAGAGUGGCAGGAAGUCCGCGUAGCCGGUAAGCGCACUCGGUAUCUCAAAUUUCGCUACGAUGAUGAAAUACAAAGGAAGUAUCGAAGAACGUACACCCGGUCUGGCAAAGCGCGACGAAAACCGUUUCCGAAGACAGGGAAGACUUGUAGUCUUCAGGUUACAAUCCCCAUUCAUCAGACAACAAGUAUGGCAGGGCCGAUGAUAUCGUCCUCUGUACCAAGCGACAAAGGGGUCGAUGAGAGGGGAGAUCUAGCGCAGGAAUCAUCCUGCACAACCUCUGAGUUGUCACUGAAUAUCAGUGAUGACUGUAUGUUGAGUGGAAAGUGCAAUGUAGCUAAAGGUGAUGAACGUUUCCUGACUCGAGAUGUAUCACAGUCACGUGAUAUGGAGCUGUCAGGAACCCAAGGCGACAGUAACAGUGCGAUGGAUUCAAGUGUUAGCAUGGAGCCAAGCGAUGUCAUCUCGGGUACAUUUGCCGCGGUGGGGGCGCUCGUAGUGGUCGACAGUGCCGUGUCGGAAGAUGGUCCCGAGAUGACUGCAGACGCUGGCAGUGUAUCCGAUACUGCUGUUUCUGACGCAUUGUCGAGUGGCACUUUUAAGGUUACCGUCUCAGUUCCCAACGCACCUCUUCAUAGCUCUGUCUCGUCCGUCGCGGAUGUGUCACGCAGUGGCAACCUCGAGGAUAUGACUGCAAUAGCCGACAGGAGUAUCGAUACUCCAAGGCCUGACAAUGCAUUCAACGAGACCGCCGUCCCCUUCAUCACUGGCACUUGUAAAACCGAGGUUACAUGCUUGGAAUGUGCUGGCAAAAGUGGUGUCGUUGUUGUAGCUGAUGAAUCAGGAGUGGUCGUGGGGUCACCUGCGCUGGACCCAACAGCGCCAUCACCGGUUUAG
This is a messenger RNA of Peronospora matthiolae, 3501 nucleotides long. Lineage: Eukaryota; Oomycota; Peronosporomycetes; Peronosporales; Peronosporaceae. The record is from the annotation of a GenBank genome assembly.